CACAUUUCGAACGAAAUUUUCGGUGGCCGAUUCGGAUCAUCUCGAGUGGAAUUCUGGAAUGAGUGGAACGAAGUGUUGGAAGCGGGCAAUCGUCUACGUUCCAAGGAAUCCCUAAAACUGCCUGCGGUGCCAGAAUCCAAGCUGAAGGCAACGAAGGCUAAGUUGUUGGCCCACCCGGAAAAUCUGCGCCGCUAGCUGCAGGCCGUCAAGCUACUCCGCGUUAGGUAGAUCCUGCUGCGCGCGGCCAAGUACACCAAGAAGUAUGCCCGCAUGGAGCAUGAGGUGGUGGACAAGGCGCGCGAGGUUAAGAAGGCCGGAAACAUCUACAUUCCGGGCGAGCCGAAGGUUGCCUUCGUCAUGCGUAUCUGUGGUAUCAUUAUCAAGCUGAACAAAGUCACCAAGAACUUGCUGCGUAUCACCGCCCCGACAUCACCUGGGGCUUGCUUAAGUUCGCCAAGCACCGAUACAACCGAAUCCCGACUACGGACUUCUUCGCGUGAUCGAGCAGAUGCUGCGUGCCGCGUACAAGCCUCAACACUCCGACCUGUGACUGGCGCAAGUACAACCACUACGGCGAAGACGGAGACUUUGGCAACCGCAAGGAAAAGAUCAAUGAGCUGAUCAAGCGUAUGGUUUACUUAAGUGAUACAUAGCGCGUUGAGGGAGAGUGUUGAAUAAAACAAAACCAGGAAUAUAAAUAAAUUAAGUUUGAGAAAA
Messenger RNA from Culex quinquefasciatus (southern house mosquito), 717 nucleotides. RefSeq lists its product as uncharacterized. Bases 271 to 621 code for a protein of 116 amino acids. The transcript has a single exon. NCBI's taxonomy places the organism in Eukaryota, Metazoa, Arthropoda, Insecta, Diptera, Culicidae. The record is from RefSeq and is a predicted model, not a curated record.